Molecule: messenger RNA, 261 nt
Organism: Sporothrix schenckii 1099-18
Lineage: Eukaryota; Fungi; Ascomycota; Sordariomycetes; Ophiostomatales; Ophiostomataceae
Exons: 2
Coding region: 1-261 (86 amino acids)
Source: RefSeq, a predicted model, not a curated record
AUGUUGGUGGAGAGAGGGAAAGAGCAAGGCGAGAAGGAGAUGUCCGGUGGUGCGAAUAUGUGUAUGGGGCAAUCCAGGCAACAGAGGAAGGCGCGGGACAGCCGGCAACCGCUACAACAAAAGAAUAAAGGAAGGAACAAAGUUUGGUAUGAAAAGAAGGAUCUUGAAAGAGAUGGAUAUCGAAACGUCGGGAAGGGGCGAACGGGCGCAAUCAGUGCGAACUCGUCAUUCACAAGAGGAAGCGCGAUGCAAGUCGGCUAG